UGCAACAUUGCUCCAUGUCAUGGAUGUUCUAUCAAUAAUCAGUUAGGCUUCAGCAUUUGGUUCAUGCAGAAGUAUUGUUUCUUAAUAAUUCUGCGUUGUUUUUUUUUGAUAAUGCAGCGUAAUGUUAACUUUUGUGUUGGAUAGGCUAUUAUUGUGAUGACCUGGUCUUGAGUUGUCUACCAAGCUAGUCUUUCCAGCAGAAUUCAAAGGAAGAGGAAAGUGUCGACUUAACCUGACCGAGGUACUCAAGUCAACAAGAUGAAUAACAAACCUGGGAAAACGCAAAGCAACACAACCAAGAGGACUACACAGUCCAACACUAAUGGGGUUACUUUCAACUCCAUCCGGAUAAAAAAAGAACCAGGAGACUUUGAACGGAAGGAAACUGGUGACCGUUCCAAACGUCCCUUGCUGGAGAAGCAAAAGCACGUCAAGCAACAUCAAACUACGUCCGACCAACCAACUCGGUGUAGCAAGAUAUCGAGGAGUCCUGUGGUGAUACUAACAAAAUUGUCCAAUGUGGUGGUUAAGACUCUUCUGAGAGAAACUAAAGUGCGUUUGGUGAAGGAGGAGACGGAUGCCAGGAUGGAUAAAGACAACAAUGACGUCUCUUCUCCGCAGUUCUUUCCUUGUCCACACUGCACCAUCUCCUUCACUGACUGUUACUUCCUGGAGAACCACAUCAAGACCAAACACCAGAAGCAGUACCUGGCCAUGUUGAAAUGCCACGUCUCAAAGAGUAAAACAUUGUAUGCCCCCACACUCAGCUGUCCCCAGUGUAGCUGCAUGUUCCAUACCCCACGACAGCUACACAUCCACACCCGCCAGGCCCACCCCUCCGCCUUUCCCCAGAAACCUGCCCGUCCCCCCAGGGUUCCGGGGAAACUCCACCCCUGCCCGCAGUGUGCCCGCAGAUUCCCGUACCUGGGCACUCUGCUGAAGCAUUGCAAGAAUUUGCACAAAAUGGCUGUUUUUCUCACCGAUGGUCACAUCAGUUGCGCUGACUGUGGGAAGAGCUUUGAGAAUUGCUGGGGACUGGGGCCACACCAGUGUCACGAACCAGAGGGCACUAAACCUAAGGACACUAAGACUGUGGUCUGUCUGGAAGUCGGCUUCCAUUGCUCAGAGUGUGGGAAGAUCCUCAGUACUCCUACGAGCCUGGACACUCACAUGCGCAUCCACACUGGAGAGAAGCCGUACGAAUGUAAGGAGUGCGGCAAGCGCUUCUCAGAGAACAGCGGUUACCGUUAUCACUCGUUAAUACACUCGGGGCUCAAGCCGUUCAAAUGCCAGGACUGCGGGAAAGCUUUCAAACGGAAGUCGCUCCUCUGGACUCACCUGUCAGUUCACACUGGUGAGAGGAAGUUCUCCUGCUCCCAAUGCGAUAAGCGGUAUGCAAGCAGGGCCCAUCUGAAGCUUCACCUGCGAACACACUCGGGGGAGAGACCUUUCAAAUGCACUGUGUGUGGUAAAGACUUUGCUGACAAAGCUUAUCUGAAAACACACCUGAAGAUCCACAGCAACGAGAAGAACUACCACUGUGGGAUUUGUGGGCGGGCGUUCUUGAGGCUGGGGUUGUUGAAGUUACACAUGCGCUCACACACCGGGGAGAGGCCCUACCACUGCACAGUGUGCGACAAGAAGUUUUUUCGACUCUCACACCUGAAGAACCAUCAUCUGACUCACACGGGUGAGAAACCAUACACCUGUACCGAGUGCAGUAAAAGCUUCACUCAGUCUGGGGAUCUGUCCAAGCACAAGCUCCUCCACACUGGGGAGAAGCCAUUUGAAUGCCCUGAAUGCCCCAGCCGGUUUAACCGCUCUGGUUCUCUGACCAGUCACAUGAGGACCCACACUCACCGUGAUAUAAAGCCAUACUCCUGCCAAGAAUGUGGGAAAAGCUUUUAUGAACAGAGUCAUGUCAAAGUCCACAUGAAGACCCACACAGGGGAGAGACCGUACCCCUGCCCCCACUGCCUUUUCAACUUCACUCGGAAAGCACACCUCUCCAAACACCUGCCUAGAUGUCGUAAAUGAUCAUGGUUGGCCUUUUUUAUAUGACACUUUUAUUAUGAAAUUCAUUUUAUUCAUAGGAAUCACUUGAAGAUGAAUUCUCCACAGUGAAAUGAUAACGUUAUAUAGUCAUGGAAUACAUUUAAACAUUAUUAUACUAAGCAAAAAUAUAAAUGCAACGUAAAGUGUUGGUCCCAUGUUUCAUGGGCUGAAAUAAAAGAUCCCAGAAAUGUUCCA
This is a messenger RNA of Coregonus clupeaformis (lake whitefish), 2250 nucleotides long. Its product is annotated as gastrula zinc finger protein XlCGF57.1-like. Gene Ontology annotation, biological process: regulation of transcription by RNA polymerase II. Gene Ontology annotation, molecular function: RNA polymerase II cis-regulatory region sequence-specific DNA binding; DNA-binding transcription activator activity, RNA polymerase II-specific. NCBI's taxonomy places the organism in Eukaryota, Metazoa, Chordata, Actinopteri, Salmoniformes, Salmonidae. The record is from RefSeq and is a predicted model, not a curated record. Gene Ontology annotation, cellular component: nucleus. The transcript is spliced from 3 exons. The coding region runs from base 259 to 2037 and encodes 592 amino acids.